Messenger RNA from Penicillium chermesinum, 1137 nucleotides. RefSeq names its product putative mitochondrial translation release factor (RF-1). Gene Ontology annotation, molecular function: translation release factor activity. The record is from RefSeq and is a predicted model, not a curated record. The transcript is spliced from 5 exons. Gene Ontology annotation, biological process: translational termination. NCBI's taxonomy places the organism in Eukaryota, Fungi, Ascomycota, Eurotiomycetes, Eurotiales, Aspergillaceae. Bases 1 to 1137 code for a protein of 378 amino acids.
AUGCUACGAUGGCGUCAAUUCUUACGGCCCUUACAUUUGGGACAUCGUCUUCCUUUUAGAGCACUGCAUACUGCGCAAGACGCCGGCCUCUCCCCCGUUUUACUCACUCGAGCCCGAUUACUUGCUGCUGAACACACGCGGCUGACGGAUAAGCUGUCGGAUUCAUUUGAUACGAAAGUCGCUAAGCGAGCUGGAGAGCUUGCAUCUGUCACGGCAGCUUUGCGAAAGUGGGAAAAUGCCAAUGAGGCCCUUCAAGAAUUGAAGUCUCUUUUACACGAUGACGAGACCGACGAGGAGUUACGGGCUCUCGCAAUGGAGGAUCUAGACUCCACCAGAGAGUCUCUGCCCGCGAUCGCCGACCAGUUGAAAAAGUCGUUGAUCCCCCGUCACCCUUUCGCGGACCUUCCAUGUUUGCUUGAAAUACGGCCCGGAGCAGGAGGUGACGAGGCUGGUCUGUUUGCGUUUGAGCUGUUACGCAUGUACAUAUCAUUCUGCUCCAGAAGGGGGUUGCGGCCGAUCAUACUAAAGCAAGACACGGAGGACGGGCAAGCAGAAGAUCGACUGACCGAGGCGGUAAUUGAAAUUGAAGCCAAUGGCUCCUACGAUAUUAUGCGAACCGAAUCUGGGGUCCAUCGCGUGCAGAGGGUCCCGGCCACCGAAACGAAAGGCCGCACCCACACCAGCGCCGAGGUGAGGGUAAAAAAAAUGCGAGCGGGAGGAGCGGGUGGACAACAUGUGAAUAAAACCGAGUCUGCUAUCCGAUUGACACAUAUACCCACUGGCACCGUGGUGUCCAUGCAAGACGAAAGGUCUCAGCAGGCAAACCGGCGAAAGGCAUGGCAGUUGAGCUCCGUCGAGGUGCCUUGGGGGGGAGUGGCCCGGAUGGGCCGAGGCGAUAAAAUUCGAACAUACAACUUCGGUCAAAGCCGAUGCACAGAUCAUCGAUGUGGGACGACGAUUCACAACCUGGAUGGGGUUUUGGACGGCGGCGACGGCUUAGAGACGGUCAUGGAAAACGUUCGGAGCUGGAUGGUUGACCGAGAGGUCGAAGCCAUGGUAGCUGAAGACUUGGCCAAAGCAAACUUGGAGAAGACGAAGAAGAACGGAGAAAAGAUAGUAACCGGUCUUCUUCCUUGA